Messenger RNA from Hibiscus syriacus, 2472 nucleotides. RefSeq names its product putative clathrin assembly protein At2g25430. Gene Ontology annotation, molecular function: 1-phosphatidylinositol binding; clathrin heavy chain binding; phosphatidylinositol-4,5-bisphosphate binding. Bases 316 to 2307 code for a protein of 663 amino acids. Gene Ontology annotation, biological process: clathrin coat assembly; vesicle budding from membrane; clathrin-dependent endocytosis. Gene Ontology annotation, cellular component: clathrin-coated pit; clathrin-coated vesicle. NCBI's taxonomy places the organism in Eukaryota, Viridiplantae, Streptophyta, Magnoliopsida, Malvales, Malvaceae. The record is from RefSeq and is a predicted model, not a curated record. The transcript has a single exon.
AAGGCCGCAAAGCAUCUCAUCAAAACCCAAUACACCGGCGGCGCCGCGAUUCACCGCCUCUUGCCGCCGUACGCCGUGAGUAUUGAAGGUGUAAACUGAAAGAGCAGUUCUUCCUCUCUUUUUUUCCCUCAAAUCUUUGUUCUCGUUUAUAGUUGGGCUUCAUUAAUGGUUUAAUUGACGUUAAUUACGAGUUAGUUAAUUGAGUUUCGUUAGAUUUCUGCUUAGGGGUUGAACAUUUUAAAGUGAGAUUUCGGUUUGAUAAUUUCCAAACGAGAAACGAACGAGGAGGUUUUGGUUUGAAAUCCGACGGUCAAGAUGCCGAGCACGAUUCAGAAAGCGAUCGGAGCCGUUAAAGAUCAAACCAGCAUAGGACUAGCGAAGGUAGCUAGCAACAUGGCGCCGGACCUCGAGGUGGCGAUCGUGAAAGCUACGAGCCACGACGAUGACCCUGCCAGCGAGAAGUACAUCCGUGAGAUCCUGAAUUUGACCUCCUACUCGCGCGGCUACGUCCACGCCUGCGUGUCGGCGGUGUCGAAACGGCUAGGGAAGACUCGUAAUUGGAUCGUUGCGCUCAAAGCACUGGUGCUUGUUCAUAGGCUGUUAAAUGAGGGAGAUCCUCUGUUUCAGGAAGAGAUCUUGUAUGCUACCAGGAGAGGUACUAGGUUGUUGAAUAUGUCGGAUUUUCGAGACGAAGCUCACUCGAGCUCGUGGGAUCACUCUGCUUUUAUAAGAACUUAUGCUAUGUAUUUGGAUCAAAGACUUGAACUGAUACUUUUCGAUAGGAAAAGCGGUGGAGGUAGUGACGCCGGGGGAAGUAAUCAUGGGAGUGGUGAUGAUAGAUACGGAAGACGAGAUAAUUUUCGGUCACCGCCACCGAGGCCCUACGAUGAUAGAUACGGUGGACGAGACGAUUUCCGAUCACCACCACCGAGGCCAUACGAAUAUGAUUAUGGUGAUUCCAGAGGUGAUAAUGGAUAUGGAAAUUAUGGGAUGCCUAGGAGAACAAGGUCUUAUGGUGAUAUGAGAGAAACAAUGGAGAGGAGAGAUGGGAGAGAGGAGAAGAAAACAGUGACUCCAUUGAGGGAGAUGACUCCUGAGAGGCUUUUCGGGAAGAUGGGUCACUUGCAGAGGUUGUUAGAUCGGUUCUUGUCGUGUCGGCCUACAGGAUUGGCAAAGAAUAGUAGGAUGAUCGUGAUCGCUUUAUAUCCGGUUGUGAAAGAGAGUUUUCAGUUAUAUGCAUAUAUUUGCGAGGUUUUGGCUAUGCUGCUCGAUAGGUUUUUCGAUAUGGAGUACCCCAAUUGUGUUAAGGCAUUUGAUGCAUAUGCAAGUGCAGCAAAACAGAUCGACGACUUGAUCGCAUUUUAUAAUUGGUGUAAGGAAACCGGUGUGGCUAGAUCAUCGGAGUAUCCCGAGGUGCAAAGGAUUACCAGUAAGUUACUGGAGACAUUGGAGGAGUUUGUGAGGGAUAGAGCUAAGCGGCCAAAGAGUCCUGAGAGGAAAGAGCUGCCUCCUCCUAAAGAGGAAAAGUCUGCACCAGAUAUGAAUGAAAUAAAGGCCCUACCUGCUCCAGAAAACUACACUCCACUACCACCACCACCAGAGCCCGAGCCUGUUAAGCCCGCGGAGCCGCAAGAGGAUCUAGUGAAUUUGACGGAUGAUAAUGUCACUGCCGAUGAUCAAGGGAACAAAUUUGCUUUGGCUUUAUUCAACGGCCCGGCUAGCAACGGUAAUGGAUCUUGGGAAGCUUUCUCAUCGAACGGUCCCGAAGUGACAUCCGCUUGGCAAAACCCCUCUGCCGAGCCGGGGAAGGAAGAUUGGGAGCUGGCUUUGGUUGAGACAGCUAGUCAUUUGUCAAACCAGAAGGCAGCUUUGGGUGGCGGCCUUGAUCCACUAUUGUUGAACGGCAUGUAUGAUCAGGGAAUCGUAAGGCAACACGUUAGCACCACACAGUUGAGCGUGGGUAGUGCGAGCAGUGUGGCAUUACCAGGCCCCGGGAAGACAACGACACAAGUUUUAGCCCUUCCGGCACCCGAUGGAACAGUUCAGAAUGUCAAUCAAGACCCAUUCGCCGCAUCUUUGAUCAUCCCUCCUCCGUCGUAUGUACAAAUGGCCGACAUGGAGAAGAAACAACAUUUUCUUGUCCAGGAGCAGCAAGUGUGGCAGCAAUAUUCAAAGGAAGGGAUGCAAGGUCAAGCUAGUUUGGCCAAAAUCGGUAACCCUGGAUACUACGGACCCAGGAUGCCUUACGGAAUGCCACCGGUCAAUCCGAUGGGGCCGCCUGCCGGGUAUUACUACCCUCCUUAUUGAUUUCUCCAUAUAUGAUACAGAUACAUUAUCUUUUCUAGUUUUCUUUUGAGACUUAUUGUGGGGAUUCUAUUUACUUUCUCAUGUAAUCCUCUCCUUACAUCCAUUGAACCGUCUCUGCAAUGAUUCUAUUUAUUAUUGAGUUGAGUAGUUUAUGGGCUGUUUAAA